This is a messenger RNA of Ramularia collo-cygni, 750 nucleotides long. RefSeq lists its product as uncharacterized. Bases 1 to 750 code for a protein of 249 amino acids. The transcript is spliced from 2 exons. The record is from RefSeq and is a predicted model, not a curated record. Lineage: Eukaryota; Fungi; Ascomycota; Dothideomycetes; Mycosphaerellales; Mycosphaerellaceae.
AUGUCGCCCUCGACCGGACCCGAAGCGAAGGACGCGCCGAUGACUCCAAACUUGCAGAGCUCAUUUUCACUCAGCCCGUGGUCGACGCCGACGCUGAAUUACCUCGAUGAGACCAUGCCAACUACUGCCUCCCCUUUCUUCGACCUGCCGCGAGAGCUCCGUGACAUGGUAUACACCCUGCUGUAUGGCGAGCGGAGGAGCAUCAAAAUCCAGACACGUUCACAAUUCAUCUCCACGGAGUCUGCCAGAAGGGGGAGGGAAGGGAGAAAGUUUGUGCCCUCCAAGUUUCCCGAGUGUAGCAUUAGCCACCUAUGCUGCAUUAACAAACAGUACUUUCUGGAAGCAGCAAGGAUUUGGGCUGCCACUAAGGUCUUCCAAUGCGAAUACCUUAGUCUUUUCAUGGAAUGCCUUGGUAGUCCCGACUCACUAGCGCGCCAGGUGCUGCAGUAUAUUACUGAAGUCAAGCUCAUCUCAUGGUACGGCUACACACUGACACGACUCGCGCGAAGCCUACCGAGACUUGCGUGUGUCACCAUUUGCUUGAGAACAUGUGACUUGGUGGAACCUCUCGACUCUGAUGGCUUUCACAGAUCCAUUUGGGAAGACGAGCUCACCGAUGCGGAAUUCGCAAGCGUUCCUGUAGUGGGUGGUAAUGAGUGCUGCAUCGACAGAGCCUCGCCUCGACUCGACUGCUAUCGCCCCAGAACUUUGCUGAUUGUUCUCCCGCAAUUUAGGUCCAAGAGUUGUUGA